Messenger RNA from Sturnus vulgaris (Common starling), 627 nucleotides. It is a transcript of the gene GADD45B, whose product is annotated as growth arrest and DNA damage inducible beta. Gene Ontology annotation, cellular component: cytoplasm; nucleus. Gene Ontology annotation, biological process: regulation of cell cycle. Lineage: Eukaryota; Metazoa; Chordata; Aves; Passeriformes; Sturnidae. The record is from RefSeq and is a predicted model, not a curated record.
CGGAGCGGCGAAGGCGAUUGCGAUAUCUCUGCGAUAUCCCCGCGAUAUUCGCGCUCAGGACUAUUGCACUUGGAAUUUGCCUUCUUCUCCUGGGGAUUACAAUUGCACCAUGACCCUGGAGGAGCUGGUGCCCUGCGAUAGCAGCAAGAUGCAGGCGGUGAGCGAGGCGGUGGAGCGGGUGCUGGUGGCGGCGCAGCGGCAGGACCGGCUCACCGUGGGGGUCUACGAGUCGGCCAAGCUCAUGAAUGUGGACCCCGACAGCGUGGUGCUGUGCGUGCUGGCCACCGACGAGGAGGACGAAGGUGACAUCGCCCUGCAGAUCCAUUUCACGCUCAUCCAGGCGUUCUGCUGCGACAACGACAUCCACAUCCUGCGAGUGUCGGGCAUGCAGCGCCUCGCCGCCAUCCUGGGCGAGCCCGAGCCGCAGUCCGAGCCCCGCGACCUGCACUGUCUGCUGGUCACGAACUCGCACACGGACGCCUGGAAGAGUCAAGGGUUGGCGGAGGUGGCGAGUUACUGCGCCGAGAGUCGCGACAGGAACCAGUGGGUGCCUUACGUGUGUCUGCAGGAGCGCUGAGCCCUUCCCGGCCUGGACUUGAAGGGUUAAAAACCUUAAAAAAAAAAAAA